UUGGGCAUACAGCACUUUUUCAAUCACAAACAUCCAUUAUAUAUCUACAAUAUGACAGCAGAUAAGGCAGACAAGACCAAUCUCCCCCAUCAAGAUCUUGAUGCCAAGAUGGGCGAGACUUUGAGUCUCCAGGGCUCGAUACAAGUUGCUGAAGAGGGUGUCGACAAUAGAGCACGAGGUCGGAAAGUAUUAAGAAGAAUCGAUCUUUGUCUUAUGCCACUACUCCUUGUUUCCUAUACACUACAAUUUCUUGACAAGCAAUCACUGAACUUCUCUUCGAUCAUGGGAAUAAUCGACGAUUUGGAUCUCGUUGGAUCAAGAUACAGCUGGUGUAGCAGUGCUUUCUACUUCGGCUACCUUGCUUUCAGCUACCCAGCCUCUUUUCUGAUGGUCCGCCUUCCACUCGGAAGAUAUCUGGCUGGCUCGAGUUUGGCCUGGGCUAUCGUGCUGUGCUGUCACGCUGCAGUCCAGAAUUUUGAAGGGCUUCUCGUAGCACGUUUCUUCCUUGGUGUAGCAGAAGCUUCGAUUUCUCCAGGUUUCUCUCUUAUCACUGGAAUGUGGUAUACUCGAGAAGAACAACCGUUCAGACAUGGAAUUUGGUUCUUGGGCAAUGCUAUUGCAACGAUGAUGGGUGGCUUACUGGCUUAUGGGAUUGCUCAGAUCGGAGGUCCCAUAGCUGCUUGGAGAUGGCUUUUCAUUAUCUUCGGUCUCAUUACUCUAGUCUGGGCCAUCGUAUUGGCUAUCUUUCUGCCCGACACUCCUAGUACUGCGCGCUUCCUCAAUGAACAGCAGCGCAUCGAUGCGGUCGAUCGAAUCCGAAGCAACCAAACUGGAAUGAAGAAUAAUAACUUUAAGUGGGAUCAGGUUCGAGAGGUCAUCACAGAUCCCAAUGUUCUCCUCUUGAUGCUGUUCCAACUUACCUUUAGCAUUCCCAAUGGUGCCCAUACUACUUUCAGCAGUCUUGUCAUGGCUGGCUUUGGCUUCAGUAGACUCGAGGUGUAUCUCCUCAACAUGCCUAUGGGUGCCAUUCUUGCAUUUUUUGCACUUGGAUCAACAUAUCUCUGCAGUCGCUUUGAUGGCUAUAGAACUAUCAUCGGUGCAUGUCUCAGCUUGAUCAGUCUUACUGGUUCCCUCCUUGUUCGUUACGGACCCAACCAAGGGAGCCAACUGUUUGGUCUCUGGGUCUUUGUGGCCUUCGCAGCUGGCUUUCCCAUCGCACUAUCUAUGGUGGCUUCCAACGUCGCUGGCUUCACUAAAAAGAGUGUCGCGUCUGCUAUGAUGUUCAUGGCUUAUACAACAGGGAACAUCGUUGGACCCUUUCUCUUCUUUCCAUCAGAGGCCCCAGAAUACUCCAGUGGCUUCCUGGCGACCACGAUUUGCUUUGGCGUCUCGACGCUGACGAUGCUCCUCCUACGGUUCACGAUUAUCCGUGAGAAUAAGCGACGUGAUAAACUACAACAGAAUAGCAUUGAUCUGCAGGAGGGGACGACGGAUCAUCUUGAGCUUUCAGACAUCACUGACAGGAAGAAUCUCAACUUCCGCUACGUGUAUUAA
Fusarium venenatum is the source of this 1554-nucleotide messenger RNA. RefSeq names its product major facilitator superfamily domain-containing protein. Gene Ontology annotation, biological process: transmembrane transport. Gene Ontology annotation, molecular function: transmembrane transporter activity. The record is from RefSeq and is a predicted model, not a curated record. Lineage: Eukaryota; Fungi; Ascomycota; Sordariomycetes; Hypocreales; Nectriaceae. Gene Ontology annotation, cellular component: membrane.